CUAUUUCCUACUGCUAUAUAAACAGAAAUGGUCGACCUCAUAACACUCAUCGAACUCCCAUGGCAACUAAGAAAAUGGGUAUGUUCAAGCCUCAGGUCCACCGGCCACAUUUUGUGGGGACAGUCUUCUUACCGAACAAACCAUGCAUCCCCAGUAGCAGUCGGCCUUCAUUUUCCGUAAGGCCAUGGCCACAACCCCAGAAAAAAUAUAGGAAUAAUAUCAGGGUUGGCUAUUUCCCCAGCAACAUUAAAGCAGUAGCAGUAGCAAGUGGAACCAAGACUUCCAUUUCUGUCGAGGCAACUGCAGGAGUUACCCUGAAAUCACCAAACUUGCUUGGUGGGUCACUCCUUUUAGAGCUUGUUAGUGCAGAGCUUGAUCCUCAGACGGGAUCACAGAAGAAGCCAAUUAACGCGAAUGCGCACCUAGUAGGCCCAAAGGGUGCUAUUUUGGAGGCAGAAUUUGUGAUUCCUGGUGACUUUGGGGAGAUUGGUGCAGUUCUAGUGCAGAGUGAACACUCCAGUGAGAUCUACCUCCAGCAUAUAAUCCUCGAUGGCCUCCCAAAUGGUCCUAUUAGAUUCCACUGCUGUUCAUGGAUUGAACCCAAAGCUGAUCAUUCUGGGAAGAGGAUUUUUUUCUCCAACAAGGAGUGGCCAUUAAAGAGCACACUAGACCCUGAUGUCUAUGGUCCUCCUGAGUCGGCAAUCACCACAGAGUUGGUCGAGCGAGAGAUAAAAGCCUUCAUGACUAUUGACGUGCAGGCAUUAGAACAAAAGAAACUAUUCAUCAUAGAUUACCACGACUUGUUUUUACCAUAUGUGAGCAAAGUGAGGCAGAUGGAAGGGACAACACUGUAUGGUUCCCGGGCACUUUUUUUCCUAACCCCUGAUGGCACCUUGAAGCCUCUAGCCAUCGAGCUCACUCGCCCACCAAUAGAGGGGAAGCCACAGUGGAAGCAAGUUUUCACUCCCACAUCGGAAUCUACAGGUCGCUGGCUUUGGAGGUUCGCCAAAGUCCAUUUCCUUGCUCAUGACUCCGGUUAUCAUCAGCUUGUUAGUCACUGGUUGAGAACUCAUUGUGUAACAGAACCUUACAUAAUUGCAACAAAUCGGCAACUCAGUGUAAUGCACCCCAUCUACAGACUAUUGCAUCCUCAUUUCCGGUACACAAUGCAUAUCAAUGCUCUUGCUCGAGAAAGUCUCAUCAAUGCCGAUGGGAUCAUUGAGACUUCAUUCUCACCCGGCAAGUAUUCUGUGGAGCUUAGCUCAGUAGCUUAUGACCAGCAGUGGCGGUUUGAUAAGGAAGCCCUGCCGGCAGACCUAAUAAACAGGGGCAUUGCUGUUGAGGAUCCAGAUGCUCCCCAUGGCCUAAAGCUACUGAUCGAAGACUAUCCUUUUGCCAAUGAUGGUCUAGUCCUUUGGGAUGCCUUAAAACAAUGGGUUGCAGACUAUGUCAACUACUACUACAAGGAUGCGAACAUGGUACAGUCUGAUCCAGAGCUCCAAGCAUGGUGGACGGAAAUCCAAACCAAAGGUCAUGAGGAUAAAAAAGAUGAACCAUGGUGGCCAAACCUCCAAACACCCAACGACCUCAUUGGAAUUAUCACAACAAUAACUUGGGUGGCCUCUGGUCACCAUUCCGCAGUCAACUUUGGACAAUAUGCUUUUGCUGGUUACUUCCCCAAUAGGCCUUCCAUUGCUAGAACCAAUAUGCCCUGUGAAGAACCAACAGAAGAAGGAUGGCAACGAUUUUUAGACAAUCCCAAUUCUGAACUCUUGGCAUGCUUCCCUUCAAAGCUACAGGCAACAAGGAUUAUGGCCACUUUAGAUCUGUUAUCCGAGCAUUCCUCAGAUGAGGAGUACCUAGGAAAGGAUAGGAAGUUAACAUGGGAUGAAGAACCGGUUAUAAAGGAAGCAUUUAACCGGUUUUCUGCAAAGUUAGAGGAACUGGAAAGAACUAUUGAUGAUAGGAAUAAAGACAACAGUUUGAAGAACAGAAAUGGAGCUGGGGUGGUUCCAUAUGAGCUCUUGAAGGGAGUUCCAUACAGCAUCUCCAUUUGAAGCUAUAAUAUGUCGAUGUAACUUUGGGAAUGAAGUUUCAAAUCCAUUGUAUGGUAGAGAUAAUAACUGAUGUAACAUCCAUGAGACAUUGGACUGAUAGUAAGUCAUGAGUAAAUGCAAGGGAAUCUGAUGAUA
Messenger RNA from Vitis vinifera (wine grape), 2192 nucleotides. RefSeq names its product linoleate 13S-lipoxygenase 2-1, chloroplastic. The record is from RefSeq and is a predicted model, not a curated record. NCBI's taxonomy places the organism in Eukaryota, Viridiplantae, Streptophyta, Magnoliopsida, Vitales, Vitaceae. Gene Ontology annotation, molecular function: protein binding; metal ion binding; oxidoreductase activity, acting on single donors with incorporation of molecular oxygen, incorporation of two atoms of oxygen. Bases 60 to 2057 code for a protein of 665 amino acids. The transcript is spliced from 6 exons. Gene Ontology annotation, biological process: lipid oxidation.